This is a messenger RNA of Astyanax mexicanus (Mexican tetra), 1151 nucleotides long. It is a transcript of the gene ifngr2, whose product is annotated as interferon gamma receptor 2. Gene Ontology annotation, molecular function: protein binding. The record is from RefSeq and is marked validated. NCBI's taxonomy places the organism in Eukaryota, Metazoa, Chordata, Actinopteri, Characiformes, Acestrorhamphidae.
AAGAGGUGGUUUCGCUUUCUGUUUGCAGCGGGGGCGGCUGGAGGAGGAAGCAGCUAAUUUCCACCGUGAGAAAUGAUUUUUUUUAACGCCGAAUUAAUUCGCACUUCGUUAUGGAUUGGAGAAACACGUUUGUUUCGUGCCUGGUGUUUUUUAUUCCCAGCAGCGCUUGUUUGUCUGAACUACCUCCACCACAACAUGUCGUAAUCGAAUCCUCCACAUUGCGGUGGAACCCUCCAUUAGGCGAAAGCAACUUUAAUUAUACUGUUCAGUUCAGCAAGGUACCAGAGGAGGAGUGGCACUAUGUGUGUGGCUGUAAUCAGCCACAGUUCAACUUCACAGCUGCUUCUGAAGAUUUCUAUGGAAGGAUUUUUCGUAUACGAACAGAGACAACAAACCAAUCAUCAGCAUGGAUCCCGUCAGAGCAAGUUCUGUGUGAACACACUGCUACAUGUUCUCCCCUAUUCAACCUGACAGUAAAAUCGGACAAGGUGUAUUUGUGGACAGGCCAUAAAGACCAGAGUCUGAAGAGAGAGUUUGGGGGUCACAUUGUCUUUAAGGCUCUGUACUGGAAAGAAGACCAAAUCAGUAAUAAACAGGAGUAUUAUGUUGGAGGCGGGACCUUGAAAAUAGAGGGCCUUAAGUCAGGACAGAAAUACUGCUUCCAGGUUGUGUAUCUGGCAUACAGUAAAUUGUAUGGACGUCCUAGCAGAGUACUCUGUCAAGUCAUCCCUAUGUCACCUGCACAGGAAAACAUUCAGAUUAUUGUUGUGGGUAUUCUAAUAGUUGUGGUACUGUUUGGUUUUGGAGUGUGCCUUUAUUGUUUUUACAAAAACUACAAGAAGGUGAAACUCUUUCUUCAACCCCCGCUGGAUAUUCCUGAGCACAUUCAAAAGUUUUUUUCAGAGGAAUUGCCACACCAGCAACUAGUUUCUAAUGGCACCCAGGAGCUGGAAUUGGAUAAUAAUGUAAUGUAUGUGUCAGAAGACACCAGAAAGGAGGAAGAGGACAGAAGUGAUGCUGUCCUCUAAAGAGCAUGUUCUCCCACCCCGAAAGUGGCAGCCGACACCGCAUCACACCCAGUGCUGCCCAGGCCGGGAGGUAAAGACCAGCAUGUCUUUCUUCGGAGACAUGUGAAGCUCCCCCCCCCCCCC